AUGUCCACACAUGAUAUCGAUGAUGACGACUACGUUAGAAGCUUGCUGAAGCAGGAUGCGAAGACGUCGACGAAAAAGUAUGAGAUGGUGGGUCUCGAUGCCUUCAAUCCCCUGAAGUAUGUCGCGGUCAACUUCCCCAGGUGUACCGACCUCUAUGGAGUCAAGGUCGGCUGCGCCGAAACCGAAUACCAGAUUCCUCCGCCACAUCAUUAAAGAGACGGACACGCACAAUGCAGCAUUACUAGCAAAGGAAGCCGAGGAGUCGCGGGCGCGUCUUAGGCACAUGGAGAAGGGGAAGAAACUGUUAGAGAAAAGGAACAUACGGAGGCACGAUCCGGGAAGGCUGACACCUGUCGAUUUCAGCGGUGAAGAGACAGGGAACAAUGCGCGGAAGCGCUCAAGACAAGACGACAGCGAUGAUGAGAGGGAUCGAAGCCGACGGAGACGACGGGAUCGCGAGGACGCAGGACACGCUAGAUCGGACAGAAAAAGACAAGGAGAUGGAAGUCGGAGGAGAGAACGAGAAAGAUACGAUGAUAGUGAGGGGGACAACGCCAAACGUAGCUCUAGACACUACGACACGAGCAAGGGACUGGAACGCGACCAUCGUCACAGCAGCAGACGCCAUCAUUAUGAUAGCCACAGGAAGGAUUCGUCAGGACAUAGGUCCCAUCGAAGAAGGUCUCGUUCGCCCGCUGCAUCUCGCUCUCGUUCUAGGUCACGAUCUCCUCGGAGACACCAUAAAUCAUCUCGGCGCCAUAAUUCCCGCUCCCGAAGUCCACGAUCGCGAAGUUCCAAGAUCCAUGAUGACACAAAACAUCGCACUCAAAAGGCGCACUCGCGACGAGAACCAUCCCCUCGUAAUGGCUCUGAUUCAGACCCACUGGAAGACAUUGUCGGCCCACUGCCACCAUCACCGGCGCAAUUAAACGUGCGAUCACGGGGCCGCGGCGCUCACAAGGCAAAUUCCAUGGCGAUGGACGCACGAUUUUCUUCUACGUACGAUCCUCAAUCUGACGUGCACCUCAACUCAGAUGUCGAGGAUGAGUGGGGCGACGCUCUCGAGGCCCUGAAGGAUCGCGAAAGGUGGAAGCAACAAGGAGCUGAACGUUUGAAGGCCGCGGGGUUCACAGAUGAUCAGGUGAAGAAAUGGGAGAGGGGAGAUGAGAAGACGGAGGAGGACGUCAAGUGGUCUAGGAGAGGAGAAGAUCGAGAAUGGGACAAGGGAAAAGUAUUCGAUGCGGAUGGCGAUGUUGGAUUGAAGGCGGAAUGGGGAAGACUAACGUGAUACCAGGUUAACAGAGGCGCCCAGGAUUAAUCGUAGACUCGUAGCUCGUACCCAUGGUUAGGUACUUUGCGGCUUUUGGCCAAUUGGACAGUAAUGUUAUUUCAAUGCUCGGC
Messenger RNA from Aaosphaeria arxii CBS 175.79, 1401 nucleotides. RefSeq lists its product as uncharacterized. Bases 119 to 1288 code for a protein of 389 amino acids. The transcript has 2 exons. Lineage: Eukaryota; Fungi; Ascomycota; Dothideomycetes; Pleosporales. The record is from RefSeq and is a predicted model, not a curated record.